Molecule: messenger RNA, 2223 nt
Organism: Aspergillus tanneri
Lineage: Eukaryota; Fungi; Ascomycota; Eurotiomycetes; Eurotiales; Aspergillaceae
Gene: LPIN2
Product: putative lipin Smp2
Exons: 5
Coding region: 1-2223 (740 amino acids)
Biological process (GO): triglyceride biosynthetic process; fatty acid catabolic process
Cellular component (GO): nucleus
Molecular function (GO): phosphatidate phosphatase activity
Source: RefSeq, a predicted model, not a curated record
AUGCAGUACGUUCGAAGUAUUAGUGGCUCCGUCUCCAAGACCUGGAAUUCGAUCAACCCGGCCACCUUGAGCGGAGCCAUUGAUGUAAUCGUUAUUGAGCAGGAAGAUGGCACUCUUGCCUGUUCACCUUUCCAUGUUCGCUUCGGCAAGUUCUCCUUGCUCCGUCCGUACGAAAAGAAGGUGGAGUUCAAAGUCAAUGGAAUGAAACAAGAUUACUCGAUGAAGUUGGGGGAAGGUGGGGAGGCCUUCUUCGUCUUUGAGACAACGGAUGAGAUCCCCGCAUCGUUGCAAACAUCUCCAUUGGUAUCGCCGACUGCAAGUCCUAAAAUGCGUAGCGAAGAGAACCUUCCGUCUUCUUUACAGGAGCCGGAAUAUUUGGACCUCGAACGGUCAUCGUCCAGUGGCAAUCAUGAUGCGAAAACAUCCUCUAGCUUACCCAUAUUAUCAAGAGCGACGCGGGCAUCUAGUGAUCUAGGUACUAUCACGCCGCUGUCGCGAUCGCCGGACGAUUCCAGCCUGGGCUGGCCCCGUCAUAGUUCAUUUGGUGACGAGCCGGCGAGUUUUGAUCACACUGCUGCGGACAAAGUUCUUCUAGGCAAGGCCGACUCUACCGGUGGCCCCAGUGUUGCCGAUCAUGUUUAUGGUGCGCAGGAAACUGGCUUAACCCCUCCCGGGAAUGAUUCUAGCCAAUCCACACGUUCUCGAAGCCCGCCUCCGUUGUCAACUGAGGAGGCAUUUUCUCGUGCUGUCUCCCUGUCAAAGAAGUUAUCCGGGUCCAAUAUCCCUUCCCAUGUUACCGAGACAGGUGAUCUCAUGCUCGACAUGACUGGUUACAAAAGCAACGAGGAAGACGCUUUGCGUGCGGAAGUUGUUGCACGUAAGAUUCUCGCGGAGGAACUGGAGGGGAAUUAUGAUAUUGGAGCUCUCAUCGGGGCUGAUGAGCAUGGUAACCUGUGGAUAUACAGCAGCGAAGAGGCGAAGGAGGCCGCUGACCGUCGUGCCACGUUCCACUCAAUGAGACCCAGCUCUGCUAUGAGUGAAAAUGCUAUAUCGGAUCCUGGAUAUCACAGUGACAGUGACCAGUCUCUUAGAGAGUCCCCCUUGGCAAGUCGACAUUAUCGUACACAAUCGGACGUCCAACCGGGAUUUCCCACCCCUCCACAGUCCCCAACGCCCGGUGAGGUUGCUCGCAACUAUGCUAAGACUCUGCGCUUGACAAGCGAUCAGCUUAAGGCCUUGAAUCUGAAGCCCGGCGCGAAUGAGUUGUCGUUCAGUGUCAAUAAAGCCACGUGCACUGCUACCAUGUAUCUGUGGAGCGGAAAUAUUCCCAUUGUCAUUUCGGACAUUGAUGGGACCAUCACCAAAUCGGAUGCACUAGGCCAUGUGUUGAACAUGAUCGGUCGCGACUGGACGCACGCUGGAGUGGCAAAGCUGUAUACUGAUAUCGUGAACAAUGGUUAUAACAUUAUGUAUCUUACCAGCCGGUCCGUCGGCCAGGCGGAUACCACUCGGGCCUAUCUCUACGGUGUUUGCCAGGAUGGAUAUCGACUGCCCAAGGGGCCUGUUAUUAUGAGCCCUGACCGUACAAUGGCAGCACUUCGGCGGGAGAUCUAUCUGAGGAAGCCGGAGGUAUUCAAGAUGGCGUGUUUGCGGGAUAUCCUGGGUCUUUUCAAUGGGAAAGAGAACCCGUUUUAUGCCGGGUUUGGCAAUCGGUUGACGGACGCGCUGAGUUACCGGUCGGUGAAUAUUCCAUCGACUCGGAUUUUCACAAUCAACUCCAACGCGGAGGUGUCUCUUGACCUCCUGAGCCUGAACAAAUACAAGAGCAGCUACGUAUCGAUGGGAGAACUUCUGGACCACUUUUUCCCUCCCACGAGCUUGUUGGUGCAGGCAGGCGGCGAGGAGUAUACUGAUUUCACAUACUGGCGGGAGCCUCCUCCGGAUCUUGCCGAUUUCUCCAGCACGGACAGCGAGGACGAAUAUGAAGACGAGGAGGAGGUUGAAGAUUAUGAUGGUGAGCUGAGCGACGAGGAAGGCAGCGAAGUCGACGAAGAGGUAAUGGAGGAGGAUCUUGCGGCCAGCUUUGUCUCGCAGGUCUCCAUUGACCAGUCCAGCCUUGUUGAUGGCCAGAGCAUUGAUGAAAGGGAGGGGGCAGAGGAUGAUAAGGCUGAGACAUUACGACUUUCUAAUGCGACACGCUCUCCACCGAGGAAGACCCGAUAG